This is a messenger RNA of Anopheles maculipalpis, 1344 nucleotides long. RefSeq lists its product as uncharacterized. The record is from RefSeq and is a predicted model, not a curated record. Lineage: Eukaryota; Metazoa; Arthropoda; Insecta; Diptera; Culicidae. The transcript is spliced from 4 exons. Bases 19 to 1344 code for a protein of 441 amino acids.
AAGAGAACGUGCCCGACAAUGAGCAAAUCUCCCGCUAGCGUAGUAUCUUCCGAUGAAACACACAGUGCCAGUGAUGAAUCAUUGGUAAUAUCAGCCGCCAAUUCACACACCUCACUCAGAUCUAUUGGAGUAACGAAAGCGGUAAAGAAAUCAUCGAAAGACGAACCGACUGCGACAGGAAACUCGAUGGCCAAAGAAAGGCCACCUUGGCGCCCCGCUAGUCUUACUGCGGUCGUAGUCCCACCACCACCGAAACCGGACAUAAAAGCACGGCUACUUGAGGCUUCCAAGCGUAUGCGUCGCGUAAAUGCAGUUGUGCAGACGGAUCCAGUUCACACGAAGCUGAUGAAGGAAGUGUCGACGGACGAGCAAACCGAUCUGAUAGCGAUGGUGGACGAGGAAAUACUGACCGAUGGCAAUCUGGUGAUACGUGAAGUUGGCAACCUGAUACUUACACAUUCGGUGGCGCAAAUGACGGAUGGUGUGGAAAUGUGUGACAGUGGCACACAGACCGCUAUUCCUCGAAGUGGAAUUUCGUUCCGGAAGUUCCUCGAACCGAUCGCUGUGGGUGAUGGGCAGAGUAAUCCAGUUGCUAACUCGUUCAAACUUUCUACGGAGGAAUCUCAUUUAGAUGUGGACAUGGCUACCACUAUCACGCUGGAAUCUCUUGGUGAAAACUUUGUCAACGAUCCACAGGAACCAAGUUCAUCUCAAAGUAGCAGUGAUAGUAUCAAAGAACCGAACACACCAGAUUUAAUCAGUGCGACGGUUGAAGGUGAUCCGUCCCCACAUCGUACCGCGACCUUGCUUGAAACACCCACCUUCGCUGCGUGGCAAAAUCUGGACUUCUCGGACGAAGAAUCGGAAAGCUACGCUCCCCGCGAGCUACCUCGUCGAUCGAUCGGAGAAGGUAAUCGUCCGUGGGCAGAGUUUAAGGAUCUAGUGAUUGGAUCAAGGGUAGCUAAUAUGCGACUUUCGCCCAUACCGCCCCGAAGACCCCGAGCACCGAAUCAAAAGACAGUUACAUGGAGCGAUAGGCAGCACCGAGCGGUAUCAAAGUUGAUAAACGAAGCAUCCGCACUGGUAGACAUGUUCGAUCAUGUUUCGCUGUUGCUGGGGCCAGAUAUAUCGCUACACAAACUUCCACCACAGCAAGAGUUUCGUCUUCCGCCCGCAAAAUGGGAACCACUGUUGACAAAGUCCUGCGAUUUGCUGGAGGAAAAGCUAGCCCAAGUGAGACAUCUUACUAUGAGCGAUUUCGACAGCCAAAAACUAACGGUGGACGCGAAAGUAGUGUCUUGCACCUCACCUAUCAUAUCGGACGUUGGGCCAGAAGAUAUUUAA